UCUCCUCUCUAGAGAUUCUCUGCUUACAGUUCUUUGCUGCAUCACAUGACUACAGCUCCUCCUUUCAAGCUAAACGCGGGACGCGUUUCUGGACAGAAGCAAACUGAGGCUGUGGUAAUAGUACGCAGGGUAAAAUGACAUUAAUUCAAAGAGAAAUUCUUGGAUUAUUAAGAGGCAGGGAUAAUCUUCGAAACAGAUGUAAGAUUGUGCGAUGGAUGCAGAAAAAAAUAAUUCUGCCCAGAGCAAUGAAAUGCAACUCAUGCAAGAAAAAAAUGAAGUUACACAAACGGUUCCAAGGAGAUGGAUAUCAGUGGUGUUGCACAAGGAAUGCACAUCACCAUACAGACAUUACGGCUUCUGUCCGGAAGGGGUCUAUGUUUUUUCGCUCCCGUUUAUCUCUGCGACAACACUUAGAGUUCAUCUAUAGGUAAGCAAUUAUGUAUUGUUUGUGAAAAAUAUAUAAACUUUACAGUAAACUAAAUGCCACCAAGACAUUAUUUUACUAUUAAUGUUUUUUAACAGUAGCUAUAGUAACAAUAUGGCUACAGACAAUAUUCACAAUAUCCAAUCCUAAGAUUUUCUCAGGGCCUGAGACAGAGACAGAUGGACCUUAUUGAGGAUGGGAUAGCUGGCAGUAGCAGAACUCUGACCAAAAUGACAUCAGCUUUGAGAAAAGUCUGCAUUUCAGCGAUGACAAAACUUCGACAGCGUGGAGGGAUGCGUGUUGGGGGCCCACACCACUUUGUGAUGAUAGAUGAGAGUAAAUUCUCACACAAAAGAAAGUACAAUCGUGGACGUGUAGGUUCUACCUGGCGACGGAGCAAAAAGUGGGUACUAGGAAUUCUUGAAGUGGGCGUUACCACCCGGAAGCCCAUACUGAAAAUCGUCUCCAAGAGGUCGAGUGCACAGAUGCUACCUGUUGUGAGACACUAUGUGAGAAGAGGCACCAGUAUCAUUACUGAUGAGUGGCGAGCGUACAGAGGUCUUUCAGAUCUUGGAUAUGACCACCAUACUGUUUGCCACAAGAGACAUUUUGUACAUCCACUCACUAGGGCUCACACCCAGCACCUGGAGAGGGCUUGGCAAAAAUUCAAGGUUGAUGUGUGGCGACACAGAGCAAACCGAAACACAAAACUCCUGAAACAGUACCUGAAGAUUAUAGAAUGGGAACACUGGCUCGCCAAGAAGCACAAAUGGGGUAUACUGGGAAGACUGCUCCAUGACAUUAGAAAAAUGUAUAAAAGCCAUUCUUAAUUAAAUAGUCCAGAGGAGCAUUCAGAAUAGUGGAUCUUAGCAUCUGCAGUCAUUAAAUGCAAAAAUACAUAAUCUGUAUUAAUAUGUUUUAAUAUUGGCACAUAGUUUGACAGUGUGUUCAAGGAUAUUUUUAAUAAUAGAGGCAAAUAUGUCCAGCUAAUUUCCAUCCAUGUAAUUUAAUAUUUUGGUCACGUUCGUUAUGGUUUUUGCAAUAUAAAAAUAGUACUGAAAUUCAGAUUUACACUUUUCUGACUCUAAAUCAAUUACUGAUAAAAACAGAAAAUGUAAAAUAUUAAUGGUUUUGGGUUAUAUGUUUGUAAACUCGCAUCUUUUUUGUAUACAUCCAUUAAGUAGAUUUGAUGUAAAAUGUAUGCAUUGUUAAUAAAUGCUACCCUGUUUAAAGUACAAACUAGUAAUUGUGUUUUUCUGUUUAGACAUUAAUCAUUAUCGUGCUGUAAGGAACAUUUAUGAAGCUUUAUAAUUUGUUAUAUACCUUUGGUAAUGUGGAAGAACUCAUCACUUUACUUAAAGUCUGUAAAAAGUGCUUAUGAAGCUUUAUAAUUUGUCAUAUGCCUUUGUUAAUGUGGAAUAACUCAUCACUUUACUUAAAGUCUGUGAAAAGCGCUUAUAAGUGUUCAUUAGAUGUUAUGUGCAUUUACAGAACAAUUUUCUUUAUAGCAUAUAGCAGUUAGAGGGAAGGCAUCGCUGUGGAUCUUUAUAAAGCAUC
Astyanax mexicanus (Mexican tetra) is the source of this 1981-nucleotide messenger RNA. RefSeq lists its product as uncharacterized. The transcript is spliced from 4 exons. The coding region runs from base 604 to 1254 and encodes 216 amino acids. The record is from RefSeq and is a predicted model, not a curated record. Lineage: Eukaryota; Metazoa; Chordata; Actinopteri; Characiformes; Acestrorhamphidae.